GGACGUACAUCCCUUACCACUUCUACUCCGGCUAUCUCUGUACUGGAAGCUGUGAGAGCGAAGGGCCGUGGUUUGAUGAGCAAAACCAGAGAAGUUGGUGGUGCACGAGAAGGAAGCUCAUCUCCUUUUGCAUCGUUCACGGGCUUCACACCAUUUGCCACGAAACAGCGCAAAUCUGGAGUUUCUACUCCUUUGUCACGUUUUGCCAAGGUACCGUCUACAUCAUCGGCUAGUGCAGCUUCGAGUUCGUCAAAUAUCGGAAAGAAAUCUAUGUCGACCACUAACCUCGUAGAAGAUCGCGCUAAAGCUGGACCUAGUGUAGCUUCAACAGGUCAAGCAGCAUCGGCGGAGUCUUUGCAACACCAAACUCAGUCACUCGAAAAUCUUCUUGCUCGAGCCAAUCCUCAUAAGUUUGGAAGAAUAGCAGAGACCAUGGAAAGCGGUGCUGAGACACCAGAGCCGGGUCACGAAACCCCAGUAGCCGCUGAAACUGAAGAAAGCGAUUCUGCGACUAGCGCUGCUGGCUCUCAUGCUGCAUUGUCUGUAUGCUCAUCGCAGUCGUCCGUAGUGGAUGCGACUCCUCGCGAUGGUGCUACCCCAUCUGCACCUCAGGUUGACUCCUCGAAAUUGAGCAGUCUUUCUGUGUCCGCGCCAGACUUGGCUGCUGCUCGUCAACGGCAGCAAUCCAGUGAUACCUUUGAGAUGGACAAAACCGUUGAAGAAGACGAGGAACAGGAAGGUGAAGAUGAAGAGGAAGAAGAAAGUAAUGAGAAGGUGAACUUUGCUGACAUGAUGGUGGAUGCGUUAAACAACACCUCGGAGAGGAGCCUCUUUGAGAAACUUCGCGAAGUUUUCGGCACAGAAGACUCUCUCGAACAUCUCAUAACGUCUUCAUCCUCAAGUACUGAAAUGGGUGAGGUCACCGCUCCAUCAACUUCUACAUCAGCUUCGCAAAAGAGCAUCAAGAAAGACAAAACCUCUCUCAAGCAAAAACUUGGCAACUACGCCGAUGUGUUGAAGGGGAUCAUGCAAACGGUUUGGAUUUAUUUUCGUUGUUUUCACUUCUCUUGUCAUGUAAUAUAG
This is a messenger RNA of Cylicostephanus goldi, 1083 nucleotides long. NCBI's taxonomy places the organism in Eukaryota, Metazoa, Nematoda, Chromadorea, Rhabditida, Strongylidae. The record is from the annotation of a GenBank genome assembly.